AUGUCCAUAGAAAAAAGGCCGCUGGAGCCUGCUUCAGAAUCCACAAAGAAGCCAAAGCUUAUAACUGAAUUCUUUGCUCAGGCCAACAACAAGCCGACGCGUAAGCCGAAAGUUUCGAAGACUGAAGUUACGGUAAAAGCCGAUCUCGAGAAAGAUGAGUUAAAGCAAAAAGCAGAAGUCGUGAAGGAGGAAAUCACCUUGACUGCUCAAUCAGAAAAUGGCAAACAUAUAGAAGCUCCUGCAAAAAGUGAUCUUAAAACAGACCAACCUGACUAUACUGCCUUCCUCGAGGAGGCCGGUUUCAACAAAGAUGAAUGGAUCAACACGCUUACAGAGGAACAGAGACAAUUACUUGACCUCGAAAUCAGAACAUUGCAUAUCACAUGGCUCGCAUAUCUUCACAAAGAGCUCACGAAACCGUACUUUUUGAAACUCAAGCGCUUUCUUCAAGUACAGAUGGGAAACAAGACCGUGUUUCCUCCACCCAAAAGCAUCUAUUCAUGGUCACACCUCACUCCAUUGCCUGACGUGAAAUGCCUCAUCUUAGGUCAGGAUCCAUAUCACAACUUCAACCAAGCCCACGGCCUUGCAUUUCUGGUUUUGGAGCCCACUAGGCCCCCACCAUCACUUUUGAAUAUCUACAAAACCCUCAAAAUCGACUUUCCACUGUUCCAGAUACCGGACUACAAGGAAUUGAGCAAACAGGGCAGGCCUGGUGGAGGAGACUUGACCAAGUGGGCCAAGAGAGGUGUUCUCAUGCUCAAUGCUUGUUUGACUGUCGAGGCUCACAAGGCCAAUAGUCACGCCAACCAGGGCUGGGAGAGUUUUACAGAAGAGGUUAUCAAGGUUGCGAUUAACUACGCAAAGAAAGAAAGAGGAAAGGGUUUUGUGAUCAUGGCGUGGGGCUCGCCAGCCCAGAAGAGGGUGGCCAAUUUCGGCGCCCAAUUGAACUCCUCAGAUGUCCCAUUUCUUGUCUUGAGGACAGUACAUCCCUCUCCGUUGUCGGCUUCAAGAGGAUUCUUCGAUCUGAAAGUGUUCAAAACCUGUAACGAGUGGCUCUCAAAGAACCUGCUCCGUCCAAUCGACUGGGGUUUAUUGGAAGGAAAUUCUGUCACUGACUCCAUGGCUGGCAGAAAAAACAACUCCGUCGACUACGCGGAGUCCAGUGAUAGUGAAGAUGAUAAACCUCAGAUCGAAGAACCCGUUGACAUUUCCUCGCUAAAUAAAGAGGAGCUAGAAAGACGCAACAGGUUUUUGCUUAACUGUGAUCCAAAAGUGGCUAAAGAGAAUGACGUUGACGAUUCAACGAAGAGAUUCAAGUAUUUGUUGGGUCUCACUGACCUUUUCAGAUAUUUCAUUGAUAUCAACAUGUCCAAGGAUCCCAAGUUCAAGAAGUUGAUUAAGCUGAUCGACGGACAAAUCAACUUCAAGCAGCCUGCAAAGAAGCCAAAGAAGGGCCGCAGAAAGACUGAAAAGGAGGAAGACGCUGAACUUCUUGAGGACGAAGAACAUAUGGGGGACGAUGCUGAACAAAGGACCGUUCUCACCGAAUCUCCCAACUACGUUAAGAGCGGAAAGUUGAGAGAGUACCAAAUACAGGGUCUCAACUGGCUUAUAUCGCUUUACGAGAAUAGACUCAGUGGUAUAUUGGCUGACGAAAUGGGCCUCGGUAAGACACUCCAGACGAUUUCUUUCUUGGGCUACCUUCGAUACAUAAAGAACAUUGAUGGGCCUUUCAUUGUUAUCGUGCCAAAAUCCACGCUUGAUAAUUGGAGACGUGAGUUUCAGAAAUGGACUCCAGAAGUCAAUGUCUUGGUUCUACAAGGUAACAAGGAAGAACGUCAAAAGAUCAUUAAAGAGAGGCUUCUCACUGCCAGAUUCGACGUUUUGAUCACAUCUUUUGAGAUGGUCAUCAGAGAAAAGGCUCAACUCAAGAAGUUCCGUUGGCAAUAUGUCGUCGUGGACGAAGCUCACAGAAUCAAGAAUGAGUCUAGUUCGCUCUCUCAGAUUAUUCGUUUAUUCUACUCCAAGAAUCGUCUUCUUAUCACAGGAACACCACUUCAGAAUAACUUGCACGAGCUUUGGGCCCUUCUUAAUUUCCUUCUACCCGAUGUUUUUGGAGACUCAAACGUGUUCGAUGAAUGGUUCAAUACCAACCAGGAAGAUUCGGAUGAGAAUGACCAAGACAAGGUAGUCCAACAACUUCAUAAGGUUUUGAGUCCCUUCCUUCUCAGACGUGUGAAGGCCGAUGUUGAAAAGUCGUUGUUACCCAAGAUAGAAACGAACGUUUACAUCGGAAUGACCAACAUGCAGAUUCAAUGGUACAAGAAGCUUCUCGAGAAGGAUAUUGAUGCUGUGAACGGUGUCGUUGGUAAAAGAGAAGGAAAAACGAGAUUGCUCAACAUUGUCAUGCAAUUGAGAAAGUGUUGUAACCAUCCUUACUUAUUCGACGGCGCUGAGCCAGGCCCUCCCUACACGACUGACGAACAUUUGGUUUUCAAUGCGGGCAAAAUGAUCAUUCUUGACAAGAUGUUGAAAAAGUUCAAAGCAGCCGGAUCUCGUGUCUUGAUCUUCUCACAAAUGUCGCGUUUACUAGACAUCUUGGAAGAUUAUUGUUUCUUCAGGGACUACGAGUACUGUCGAAUCGAUGGUUCUACUUCCCACGAAGACAGAAUUGAGGCAAUUGAUGACUAUAAUGCCCCCAAUUCCGACAAGUUUAUCUUCUUGUUGACUACAAGAGCUGGUGGAUUGGGAAUCAACUUAACAUCCGCUGAUAUCGUGGUCCUUUUUGAUUCUGACUGGAAUCCUCAGGCUGAUCUCCAAGCUAUGGAUAGAGCUCACAGAAUUGGUCAGAAGAAGCAAGUCCAGGUAUUCAGGUUCGUAACUGAAAACGCAAUCGAGGAGAAGGUCCUCGAUAGAGCUGCUCAAAAACUUAGACUCGAUCAAUUGGUCAUCCAACAAGGCAGACAGUCUUCAGGUAACAGUAUCGGUAACACAACUGACGAUUUGUUGGGCAUGAUUCAACAUGGUGCUAAAGAGGUCUUUGAAUCCAAAGGAUCCGCGAUGCUUGAUGACGACGUUGACGCCAUUUUGGCAAGGGGAAGAGAGAAAACAGCAACUCUCAACGCCAAGUUCAACAAGCUUGGGCUCGACGACCUUCAAAAUUUCACGUCGGAUGCUUCAGUCUACGAGUGGAACGGUGAAAACUUUGCCAAGCGUGGCAAUGAAGGCUUGGGCCUCUCAUGGAUCAAUCCUUCAAAACGUGAAAGAAAAGAACAAACUUACUCAGUCGACAGCUACUAUAAAGACAUGUUAAAAGCACCGGGUGGACUCAACAAACAAGGUGCGCCUGUCAAAAUGAGACAACCAAAGGUGUACCACUAUCAAGACCAUCAGUUCUUCCCAACUGAGCUUCGUGACCUUUUGGAGAGAGAACAGCUUGCGUACAAGAAGGCUACAAAUUAUCAGUAUUCUGCUGACGACUUUGGCGAUAGUGAUGAAGAAUUUUUGAAUGAAGAUGAUGAGAAUGAAGGACUCGAGCGAGAGGAGAGAUUGGCACUCGAGCAAAAGCGAAUUGCGGAAGCUGAACCACUCACAGAGGAAGAACUCGAGCUAAAAGAAAAGCUCUUAGAGGAAAGUUUCCACUCCUGGUCCAGAAGAGAUUUUACCAAUUUUAUUCACUCAUCAGCUCGUUACGGAAGACACAAUUACAAAGACAUUGCAAAUUCUCUCUCCAGGGACGUCGAGGAGAUUGAAAGGUAUGCAAAGAAAUUUUGGGAUUGCCACAAGGAAAUUGAAGGACAUGAGAAGUAUGUUGCACAGAUAGAAGCAAGUGAACGAAAGGCUUCUAAAAUGCAAAAUCAGCAACGAAUUCUCGCUAGCAAGAUCGAAGAAGCUGAAGACCCUCUUGAAGAGCUCAAAAUUCAGUAUCCUCCGAACAACUCGAAGCGCAUCUACUCAAAACUCGAAGACAGGUUCAUCCUUUUCUGUGUCAACAAGCAUGGGAUCUUUUCUGACAGGCUAGGAGAAAAGAUCAAGGAGGAAAUCCAAGAAAGUGAUCUUUUCAAGUUCGAUUUCUACAUGCUCUCUAGAACGCCACAGGAAAUAAGCAGAAGAGUGAAUACUUUGAUGCUUGCACUUGCUCGUGAGAACGAUGGUGGUCUGGGAAAGAAAAAAGGAAAGCAAGCCAGCAGUACACCAAACGGUGCCUUGAAGCAGGCUUCAGUUGACCCUCUCUCGGAUGAAGGUCAUGUUAAUGGCAACGGAAGCGCCAAAAAGAGAAAACAGGUUGAUCAGACAGCUGAAGAAGUGAAAAAGAUCAAAACUGAGAGUGAAAAUUGA
This is a messenger RNA of Candidozyma pseudohaemuli, 4341 nucleotides long. RefSeq names its product DNA translocase (gene ISW2). Lineage: Eukaryota; Fungi; Ascomycota; Pichiomycetes; Serinales; Metschnikowiaceae. The record is from RefSeq and is a predicted model, not a curated record. The coding region runs from base 1 to 4341 and encodes 1446 amino acids. Gene Ontology annotation, molecular function: ATP binding; uracil DNA N-glycosylase activity; nucleosome binding. The transcript is spliced from 2 exons. Gene Ontology annotation, biological process: nucleosome organization; base-excision repair; regulation of transcription by RNA polymerase II. Gene Ontology annotation, cellular component: nucleus; chromatin.